ACAUUGAAGAAGAUACUAACGACGAAACCGAUGUUGAAGAUGAAAUUGUUGAAGAGUAUGAUACAAUUAUGUCAUCAUCGUCAUUAUUAAAUUUUAAUUAUUUGAAUCUAUAUGGUAUUAUUCUGGAACCAUCAUAUAAUCUUCGAUCAUUUAUGAUUACAAAAACUGGAAUUAUAACUUUAAUUACCUUCUUUUAUCAAGUAUUAACGUAUUUAGACAUUUUUCAAUUUCAAACUUUCCCAAAAAGUCAACAUUAUGUUAAAAAACUUAUUGCGCAACCAAACUCUGUUCUUAAAUAUACUGUAUGCUUACAUUGCUAUUCUCUUUAUUUACCCACGGAUUUGCCUUUAAAAACUUCAGGACAUACAAAAUGUCUUAAAUGUGAAAAGGUGUUAACAAAAGCUGUUAGAAGAUCGGGAGGGAAGCUUAAAUAUAAAGUUAAAAUUGCGUCAAUAUUAGCAAAUGAAUCAAAUAAAAAAUUAAUAGAUUCACCAUUUAAACGACAAGUUGAAAAGGGAGUAUUAGGUGAUAUCUAUAACAGGAACAUUUGGAAAGAAUUUUUAGAUGAGCGAGGACAACCUUUUUUUGUAGGAGGCAGUACUAAUAUUCGAAUUGGAUUAGCUUUUAACCUUGACUAUGAAAAUCUCAUUCUCGUCGGCAUUAUACCUGGUCCAAAGGAACCCGAUACAAAUCAAUUGCAAAAUUAUCUUCAGUCUAUAGUAAAUGUGUUAAAACAACUUUGGAGCAGCCAGCUAUUUAAAACUUCUCAAUACCUAAUUGGGCGUAUGUUUCAUUGUGCGUUGAUUCAAAUUGCAUGUGACAUACCAGCUGCGCGCAAGGUUACAGGACUAGCUCCGCAUUCUUCAAAACAU
Racocetra persica is the source of this 872-nucleotide messenger RNA. The record is from the annotation of a GenBank genome assembly. NCBI's taxonomy places the organism in Eukaryota, Fungi, Glomeromycota, Glomeromycetes, Diversisporales, Gigasporaceae.